CCGCUGAGCUUCAAGAUAUAAAGCAACUUCAGAUUCCCCUCUAAAGACAAGACAAAUCAAAGGCUCGAAGCGAAAGCAGCUCUCUGAGCUCCGAACAUCUCUCCCUCCCUCCUUCCUUCCCAUCCACUCCCCCUCCCCUGCUCACAGUCCAGCCUCUGUCUAGGGAAGAGGCUCUCCGGCAGCCUUAGAUGAUUAUGGAUUUUCUGAGCGAGAAGUUUGCCCUGAAGAGCCAGCCGAGCAAGAACAGUGACUUUUACAUGGGAGCAGGAGGCACUUUGGAGCACGUUAUGGAAACCUUGGACAAUGAGUCCUUUUAUAGCAAAACGUCAGGCAGCAAAUGCGUGCAGGCCUUCAACCCUCUGCAAAGGGCUGAGCAUCAUGUGAGGCUGGACAGGACAUCGCCCUGCCAGGACAACAACGUGAACUAUGGGAUUACCAAAGUGGAAGGACAGCCUCUUCACACGGAGCUGAACAGGCCUUUGGACAACUGUAACAACCUGAGGAUGUCUCCGGUGAAGGGGAUGCAGGAGAAGGGGGAACUGGAUGAACUGGGUGAUAAGUGUGACAGCAAUGUCUCCAGCAGUAAAAAGAGGAGACACAGAACAACUUUCACCAGUUUGCAGUUGGAGGAGCUGGAAAAAGUCUUCCAGAAAACUCAUUACCCUGAUGUCUACGUGAGGGAGCAGCUAGCUCUGAGGACAGAGCUCACUGAGGCCAGAGUUCAGGUUUGGUUCCAGAAUAGGAGAGCAAAAUGGAGGAAAAGAGAACGCUAUGGGCAGAUCCAGCAAGCUAAGAGCCAUUAUGCUGCCACUUAUGAUAUAUCUGUUCUUCCAAGGACUGACAGCUAUCCUCAGAUUCAGAACAAUCUGUGGGCGGGGAACACGGCUAGUGGUUCUGUGGUUACUUCCUGCAUGAUACCACGAGAUACUUCCUCCUGUAUGACACCUUAUUCCCAUUCACCCCGGACAGAUUCUGGCUACACAGGCUUUUCAAACCACCAGAAUCAGUUCAGCCAUGUGCCCCUCAAUAAUUUUUUCACUGACUCCUUACUUUCUGGGGCAACCAAUGGACAUGCUUUUGAAACCAAGCCGGAAUUUGAAAGGAGAUCUUCCAGCAUUGCAGUUCUACGGAUGAAAGCCAAAGAGCAUGCUGCCAAUAUUUCUUGGGCUAUGUAAUAUAGCUGUACCCUUUCUUCAUAUCCUUUUUUAAAUAGUAAACUGAAAGCAUUUUUAUUUUCCAUAUUUAAAGGACACAACAAUAAGCUGCUGUGUGUGGAAUGCUAAAAAUCACAAUAUACGUGACGUCUGCUUACAAAAAUGCAAUAUUAUAUUUAACAAUAAAACUUAAGAAUAAACCAUAUAGAUUUACCAUGCAUCAAGUUCAACAAGCCCUGUUUGUUUUGGUUUUUAUAUAAAAAUAUGUUUUGUUGUACAAGUUGAUGAAAUAUGAUUAUAGAACCUGCAAAAAAGAAUAAACCAAUUAAGCAAAUAUGUCUACGCCAUUGGUUCUUAGCAAUUCUGUAUACAAAAUUAAUAUUUUUCAAUUUAAUACUUCAUAAUGGAAGAACUAUGUAAAGGAAAAUACAUUUCGUAUAUUAGAACUGUGAUGUAAAUCUCUAAGAACACCAUGCAGAGAAGGAAAUAUAUGAUCACUUAUGUUGUAGGUGGAAUUUGUAGACCUAACUUUCUCAGUACUGUGCUGCGGCUCUGAGCCAGCUUGCUGCUUUUCUAAAUGCAUGUAGAACUCACUGGAGCUGUAGCAAUGCACAACUAACAUAAUGAGAAUAGAAGGUAGUCCUUCAUUUUAUGAACUCGAGUGUAUUCCUAUUACAGAUCAUGAGAUUUUUAAUAAAGAUAUCACUAAAAGCAGAAUAAGUGUUUAAGAGAGUUUCAAAGAAGUGCACAGAUUGUGUAAAUUGACUAGAGUUUAAAUGAAAUAUUUAAGGUUUCAGAUAGAAUAUCUUGAAACUUACAGAACAGCAACAGCAAAAUCCCACAUCUGCUCCAUUCUCAUUGUUUUUUCUAUGCUGUGGUCAAACUGAAAAGGAAACAGUCCAACAAGCCUUUCCAAUUUCAGUCUAUGGCUGAUCUCAAAAUGUUAUAAUAGUAUAUUUCAUUUAGUUUUACAGUUU
Messenger RNA from Meleagris gallopavo (turkey), 2131 nucleotides. RefSeq names its product ALX homeobox 1 (gene ALX1). Gene Ontology annotation, biological process: embryonic skeletal system morphogenesis; negative regulation of DNA-templated transcription; positive regulation of transcription by RNA polymerase II. The record is from RefSeq and is a predicted model, not a curated record. Lineage: Eukaryota; Metazoa; Chordata; Aves; Galliformes; Phasianidae. Gene Ontology annotation, molecular function: RNA polymerase II transcription regulatory region sequence-specific DNA binding; DNA-binding transcription activator activity, RNA polymerase II-specific.